AUGCUCAGUGGAACUACUUUUGGAGCAUCUCCACUGGCUCGUAAUAUCGCUGAUGACCCCGAGGGGUGGCCGGUAGUUGUAGUCGUUGGUGAAUUGGCCACAUAUAUGUGUCGAUCCGGAGAUAUUCGACCCUUUGCUCAAGAAAAACCAAUUUCUGCUGAUGUGCUGGGGAAACCACCACCAACAGCCACUGAGUCGGACAAUGACGCGACCAACUCGUCACGGGAGGAGGCACACUCGUUCCUUUUGUCAAGACUGCGAAGACAUCUGUCGCAUCGGAACAUUAUUUUAGUUGCACCUGUACGCUCUACAUUGGAGUGGCACGAGAAGCUUGUGGUAUUCUGUUUCGAAAAGCUGCAGGUACGUACACUCGUGAUGUUGUCGGAUUUUGUAGCCGAUGCGUUUGCCGUUGGAUGUCGGAAUGCACUUGUGCUUCAUGCCUCGCCCUCAGCCAUUAGUAUUGGUCGUGUAGAGGCUGGCGUUACAGUAAAGCAAGCAACAAUGUCUUAUGGACAGCUUUCCCCAUUAAUGUGCGAAACGACAGGGGACAUCAAACACAAUGUAUUAACGCAACAACAUGCAAACGCGGGCACUAAUUGUCGCGAAGGAGAUAAUCAAACCAGAGAGAGUGUCUCAUCCGGUACCGCCGUUAUACCCGGGAAACUACCGAGUGACGACUCUGUUUUUUCUUCCGUGUUUUCCGCUGCAUCGCCGAAGGUUGUAGAUUUGUUGGAUGAAGUGCAUCAUGACGCACUUGCUUCUUUGGUAGGGGAGAACGUGUACAACCGCGUCGUUUCUUCAAUGCGGGAAGGUCGGCCAAACCAAAGGAAGUUGCGAGCAACAAAACGUGACAGAGCGAGCAACAGUGGUGGUCGGAGGAGUAGCAGGAAUGGUCGAGUCAAUGCUGCUGCAAAUGUGAGUGAGAACUCGAGCAAACGAUCUCUUAUUGACAUAAGUAGCAGUGGGGGGGAUGAGGGUGGGGAAAGUGAGGAAGAUGACGGUGAAGGACCCCUCAUUCGUCUCAUAUUGUCCGUCGCUGGUCGUGAGCCGGUUCCAGUUAUUAUUGCAGGCGAGGCCUUGCGUGUUGCUCCAUCGCUUCAAAAGUUUCUUGAGGAGGCGGUCCGUGCUUGCGGUACCUCCCAUAUGAAACGCGCAUGUAACGACGACUCAAACUCAUCAAGUAGUUCAUCGACAGCUUCGUCUUCAUCUUCUUCGGGUGGCGCCUCGUCAUUUUCCUCAUCGUUAUCGACUCCGAGUGAUGGCCAGGAAGUUCUUAAAAUUCAACCACUACCGAUCGGAGAACUUCCAUGGGAACUGUCCCUUCUUGGUGGCUCCCUUGUCUCACAACUUCCUAUGCUGGAAUUGUGCAAGCUUUACAUUUCACGGGAGGAUGCGCUUUCUUCAAAAGGGUCUAUCAUACGUUGGCGGUCGGUCAUUUGA
This is a messenger RNA of Trypanosoma brucei brucei TREU927, 1440 nucleotides long. RefSeq lists its product as hypothetical. The record is from RefSeq and is a predicted model, not a curated record. The transcript has a single exon. The coding region runs from base 1 to 1440 and encodes 479 amino acids. Lineage: Eukaryota; Euglenozoa; Kinetoplastea; Trypanosomatida; Trypanosomatidae.